CCGGGGUCUGAUCAAGCAGCCGGAGCCUGGACGUCACACAUAUCCGAGCCGGACUUUGAUCUCACAGCAUCAACAAAGCUCCAGCCAAGGGGGGGACGGGUGUAUGCGCUCUGCAUCGACCUUCAACAAUUCUUCUCAUUCCAUCCACUUGCUUAUCAACACCAUGUCUGUAGCCUCACUUUGCACUCUCGAAGAGUUCCACUCCGCCAUCGGUCAAGGUUCUGAAGCAGACAGCUUUGCCAUUGUCGAUUUCUCCGCGACCUGGUGUGGCCCAUGUAAAGUUAUUUCGCCAAUCUUCGAAAAGCUUGCGUCCGAAGACCAGACGGGCAAGGUGAAAUACUACAAAGUCGAUGUCGAUGAGGCUCGUGAGAUAGCUUCAGAGGCUGGUAUAUCUGCCAUGCCGACGUUCAUCGUUUACAAGAAGGGCUCCCCAGUUGAUUCGUUGAAGGGUGCCUCGCAACCUGGCUUAACUCAAUUGAUCGCCAAGUGUCACCAAAAUUAAUCGCAUGCCUCAGGCAUCAUAGGAUCCUCGCUACUUCAUCGUUUCUUCCAAGCACCAGAUCCAUACUACUGCCCUUUGACUUCUAAGCAGCAUGCGGCAUUUCUUUUGAUCUGAUCCAAUAAAUACAUAGAUACACGUCGGAACCAAAUUACGUCCAUCCAUCCUAAUGCUGAUUGGCCUUUUUCAUUGAAUUUGAGCCGUGGAUAAUAGCAAUGCAUCUUAGGCUCAAAGAGUGGCUGUGUAUCAGCACAGUUAUCUAUGCAUGAUUCUAUGCUUCAAUUUAAUUAAGUUUGAGAUACUUCUGUUAUCUUUCGCUUAGUAUACUGUCUGUCCGCUUCCAUGUGGACGAUCGGGCAUCUCACGCUAGGACCAUGGUACUGGAAUGCAUGGAGAUUUCCUAUAGGGAAGAGCUUGCUGACUUGAUGAUCUUUGAGAUGGAAGCAAUUUGAGCUAAUCUGAC
Molecule: messenger RNA, 962 nt
Organism: Puccinia graminis f. sp. tritici CRL 75-36-700-3
Lineage: Eukaryota; Fungi; Basidiomycota; Pucciniomycetes; Pucciniales; Pucciniaceae
Exons: 5
Coding region: 104-502 (132 amino acids)
Source: RefSeq, a predicted model, not a curated record